UAGCCAAGCUUGUGCAUGGUUCAGCGCCAUUGUAAGCUGCUCUUUUCGGCAACUUUUGGAGUAUUAGUACUCCCCAAGGCCGAUAAAUUCGCGAGCAUUUACGUCCAGACAGUUGCAAAAAGCUCUACCGUAUCAGCCAGCGUUCCCAUAUCACACGGCACGCAUACCCUGCAUGUUGACAUCCAUGUCUGUCAGACUUUCGUGCAAUGUGACGGUCCGCCUUUUGCUUUUGCUUCCAUCAUUGCUAUCCGCUUAUACAUAGUUAAUGUAUGACGGCUAUGUUACGGAGACGUGCGGCAUCCGUUCGCCCCUACUAUCUGCGGCAAAGAGUCUCCAGACCUCCAAGUAUAUAUACCUGUCGAUGGCUACAUACUGGACCUAUGGUUAUGCUUGCUCACUUCAUGAGGAGUGGACGUUCUUGCUUCGAUCGCGCUGGUCCAAGGUAAAAGUCCUUUAUAUCGUUACACGAUACAUACCCUUUCUCCUCUUCACCGGGCAUCUUUAUAUGAACUUCACCCCGGAUGAAAACCCCAAUAAAUGCCAGAUGCUCGACACCGUCUGCUCAUGUUUCAGCCUAAUAUCAGUCACUUGUUCCGAAUGCUUUUUCGUUCUCAGAACAUAUGUGCUGUGGAACAAUAAUAGAAUCGUGCUCACAGUCUUGCUGGCUGCCUUUCUCGCUGUUGCCGUAUCAUCCGUCGGCCUGUUCUUUGGCUCAAGUGGCACCGUACCAUAUCAGACCAGCACGAUCCCGGGUAUUACAGGCUGCUACCGGCCCUCGAGCGGCAUCGGGUUCUUCGUACCAUUUAUUCUCUUAUCUGCGUUCGAGCUGGGACUUAUCUCCCUUACCCUCAUACGCACCCUGCAGAGCUGGCGGACGGCUAACAACCAUCUAUUUGCUGUCCUGGUGAAACACAAUAUAUUCUACUAUGCAUGUGGCCUAUUUUGUUCGGCGGUGAACAUCCUCACGUCGCUGCUCCUCCAUAACGCGUACAUGGACAUGUUUCAAGAUUUUCAAUUCAUCAUCCUCGCGAUCCUCGCCACACACAUGCAUCUCUAUCUUUGGCAUAUGGAUCGGGAUCUGCAUGGUUCUGACACCCUGACGCCUAUUCCUCUGUCCGAAAUGUCAUAUGGGAGCCGUGUUGUAGCGGGGAGGUCUUCUGUAGAGAGUGUUGGAGGUCCUGGUGCAGUGACUGGAUUUGAUAUAUAGGGUGUCUCCGCAUGUCGGUAACCAACCAACCAUCCACCUCCUGCUGUUGACUUGGCUUUGCGAUCCUACGGGAGGUAUCUCGUUGUGUCUGAGCCUGUGCCUAGUCCAACGUCUUGUUGCCUGUCCUUUCAUGGAGUGAAUCGUGCAGGGUGAGACGGUCAGUAUAAGGAAAUUUUUACUGCAAUUUGUGAGCGCGGGCAUGCAGUGAAGGUAUGGGCGAGGUGAAAUCAAUUAGCAUCAGAAUUUGGUGUCCUAGUUAAUAGUGCUGGAUGAACCAACUACUUGUAGGCG
Suillus paluster is the source of this 1498-nucleotide messenger RNA. RefSeq lists its product as uncharacterized. The transcript has 17 exons. NCBI's taxonomy places the organism in Eukaryota, Fungi, Basidiomycota, Agaricomycetes, Boletales, Suillaceae. The record is from RefSeq and is a predicted model, not a curated record. Bases 266 to 1207 code for a protein of 313 amino acids.